Messenger RNA from Parastagonospora nodorum SN15, 1011 nucleotides. RefSeq lists its product as hypothetical. The coding region runs from base 1 to 1011 and encodes 336 amino acids. Lineage: Eukaryota; Fungi; Ascomycota; Dothideomycetes; Pleosporales; Phaeosphaeriaceae. The record is from RefSeq and is a predicted model, not a curated record. Gene Ontology annotation, molecular function: pectate lyase activity. The transcript has a single exon.
AUGCACUUCACGACCGUCGCCCUCGCGGCCCUGACCGCUACAUCUACAUAUGCUUCCCCCGUAGAAAAGCGCGCUGCCAAAGUCGACGAACUCGUCGGUUUCGCGGCAGGCACAACAGGAGGCGGAAGCGGCGCCGGCACCGUCGUGACUUCCUGCGCCGCCCUCACCACUGCCGCAAAGGCAGGCGGCGUGAUCAAAAUCUCCGGAAACCUGUCUGGCUGCGGCAUCGUCAAGCUCGUCAGCGACACAUCUGUUCUGGGCGUUGGCGCGAAUUCAGGUUUGACGGAUGGCGGCUUCCAAGUCCGCAAGGUCAGCAAUGUGAUCAUCAGGAACUUGAAGCUCUUCCGCGCGCCCCAGGGCAAGGACCUGAUUGACAUUGACGCCUCGACCAAAGUGUGGGUCGACCACUGUGACCUCUCCUCCGUCGGCCUGACCGGCGACAAAGACACAUACGACGGGCUGCUGGACGCAAAGCACGGCGCGGAUAUGCUGACGUUCUCCUGGAAUAAGUUUCACGACCACGUACGUGCUUCCCCUCUGACUCAUCCUUUGCUUUCUAGAUACACGACGCUGAUGGUAGUGCAGUGGAAAGGUUCCCUAAUCGGCCACUCGGACUCCAACGCCGCCGAAGACACGGGCAAACUGCAUGUAACAUACCACCACAACUCCUUCAACAAAGUGAACUCCCGGCUCCCUUCGAUCCGCUUCGGCACCGCGCACGUGUACAGCUCGUGCUACAACGGCGGCGUGUCGGGCGUGAAUUCGCGCAUGGGCGCGCAGGUGUUUGUAGAGAGCAACUCCUUCACAAAUGUUGCCAAAGCGGUGGUGACGAAUUUGGACAGCGACCAGGAGGGUUUUGCGACGGAGGAGAAGAAUCUGUUUACCGGGUGUGAGACGCAGAUUACGAAGAAGGGGACGUGGAAGCCGAGUUAUCAGUAUACCGCGGACGAGGCGGUGGGGGUGUGUGGGAUUGUGGAGAAGAGUGCGGGUGUCGGGGUCGUCACCUUUUAG